AUGUCAUUACCUUUGGAAUCCCAGGCCUCAAACGACGCAGCUCGAGCUACGACCAUCCAUCGCUCCUCAUCAGACAGGCGCACCGAAGAAAGAAGCGGUGCGAGUGAAGGUCAUACAACAUGGACACAAUUUCUACAAGAGGAUUACGACCAGUCGUUGGAUAGUGGUGAGAACAGUCGCGGUGGAGGGAGAGAGGACGGCAGUGCUUCGAAUAGAAAACGGCGGCUGGGAAGCGGUAGUAGCAGCAGCGGGACAGAUAUAUCCGGAACAGGACUUGAUACAGCUAUAAGCAGUCAGCCUCUUUCUACCAGGCAGAGCUCUAGGCCUGGCCUCAUCGGAGCUCAAAGACCAGGGAACCCCAGCUUUCACCGACCAGAUGAUGAAACGAUCGAGACUCAGCCUUCUGGCUCACCACCGUCCUCGUCGAUGUCUCGCCAGAUAAACUCCCUACGGCACCGUGAAAGAAGUUUUACGGACCAUCGACUCCCACGAUGGCAACCUGACUCCGAAGUCACGGAAUGUCCGAUUUGCGGUGUGACUUUCACAUUCUGGUUCCGAAAACACCACUGUCGGAAGUGCGGCAGGGUCGUUUGCGCAGCUUGCUCGCCACAUAGAAUCACUAUUCCGCAACAGUUUAUCGUCCGUCCCCCUGAGGCACAAACGCAACUAUCACUAUCGAACAUCAUCCAGCGUAAUACAGCAGAACGGGAAGUCAUCAGUCUGAUCGAAGACGAUGAGACACGACCGCAGCCAUCUUCGUCACAAUCUCGCGGUCACCACCGCGCAACUUCAAUCCAUCAAAACCCUAGAGCUGCAGCGGCUCUAGGCGGCGGGACUGAAGUUCGUCUUUGCAAUCCUUGCGUGCCUGACCCGAACCCAGAGCCUCCUCGUCGAUAUAGGGCGAGUAGCAGUACCUCUCACCAUGACCAUAGAGCAAGGAAUAACAGCCUAGGCUGGGAAAGCCAUCACAAUCACUCCCAAGCGGAUCCGCACUCCUUGCCUUCGGAGUAUCAAAACCCAGGAAUCUGGGGUACAAGUGUGGAAAGGUCUCGCCGCCAGAUACCUUCCAUCCCCCCCGAUAUGGAGGGGAGAAGACGACGAGACCGGGAAUUUGAAGCAACUAUACGUACUCAUAUACGAGGGGCACAAAGGGGUCACCGUGCAAGUUUAACAGAUGCUAACUUCCCUUCAUAUGGAGCCUUUGGCUACGAUGUAUCGUCAAGUCUACGGGGCCUGCCGCCUAGGUAUCUGCCAGGUCGGGAUACAGAAUCCCAGAUCCAUGGUUCUCCUCCUUUAUAUCCCCCCGAUGCAUUCACACAGGACUCGCAACGGAGCCAUCACUACGCAUCGUACCCGAGGUCCCAUCCUACCAUUCGUGCAGCAGACAUGAAUCGUCCUCUUCCACCACCACCCAGCUCACGAUCCCAUCGUAUCAUCAAUGAACGAGACCUCUGCCCCGUAUGCAAUCACAUUCUCCCCCAACCGUCGUCCAGCGGUGGUGAGGAUGCCCACGAAGCUCAUAUCCGAGCAUGUAUCGAAAGACACGCCUCCAGACGCCCUGGAGCUUCUAACCAGUCGUCCCAAAGCUCGAUACGCCCAUCAUCUGAACGCCUAAGGAUGCUUACCUUCCUUGCAACGGAGAAGGACUGCCUGGGCACAGACGGUGUCCAGCCAGAAUGCUCCAUUUGCAUGGAAGAGUAUGAAGUUGGAGCUGAGCUGGCACGCUUGGAAUGCCUAUGCAGAUUCCACAAAUCCUGUAUUCUUGGAUGGUUUGACCGUAAAGAAGAGUGUCCCGUUCAUAAAGUGGCAUAA
Messenger RNA from Microsporum canis CBS 113480, 1812 nucleotides. RefSeq names its product FYVE zinc finger protein. The coding region runs from base 1 to 1812 and encodes 603 amino acids. Lineage: Eukaryota; Fungi; Ascomycota; Eurotiomycetes; Onygenales; Arthrodermataceae. The record is from RefSeq and is a predicted model, not a curated record. Gene Ontology annotation, molecular function: metal ion binding. The transcript is spliced from 3 exons.